Messenger RNA from Drosophila ananassae, 1831 nucleotides. RefSeq lists its product as uncharacterized. NCBI's taxonomy places the organism in Eukaryota, Metazoa, Arthropoda, Insecta, Diptera, Drosophilidae. The record is from RefSeq and is a predicted model, not a curated record. Gene Ontology annotation, molecular function: 8-oxo-dGDP phosphatase activity.
UGACUCGGAAUAGUGUUUAACAACGCAAAUAUACAAGCCACCUAGCACACUUCACGUUUUUCAUUUAUUCAUUCUGUUUUUUACUAUUUAUUAAUGAAUUCGCAUAACACUCUUUGACUGUGAGCCUAGAAAGAUAAAUUUUUACCAAAGUGAUUUAGCGGAUUUUGAAACGGCCGCUGAGUACUAAGAACCUGCGUUUCUAUAUUUAAAUUAUUUACUUUAGCUGUAUCGACUAACAAAUGUCUUUCAACGAAGUUAAGCUUUCACGGCUUUUGAUCUUAGCCACGAAGUUUAACAAUUUUUAUCUGACAGGUUUUAAUAAAGGCGAUAUUCGUCCUUUUGUGGUUGAGGGUCAUCAAGUGGGUCUGAUCAAAUCUGAUGUUCUUAAACAGCUGGUAAAAUAUCCUGAAGUAUUUUGCAUAAGAGAUUGCGAACAAACUAAACAGGGCUUAGUGGAGCUUAAUCCAGCUUUUCGGGAUUAUAAUGAACGCACUGAACAACUUGAAAAGGUAUUACGUGACCUUCGCUCAAAUGGAUUAUUUCCAGCUUUACAGGGUUGGCGUGACGAGUAUUUUGAAGUAAAGUCCGAGCAUAGGGCACUUUUAAAAAUGGAACGUGCGGCUACGCCUUUUGGGGUGCGCAAGUACGGCGUCGACAUAAAUGGCUACGUUAGGCAUCCAACCCAGGGACUAUGCAUUUGGCUUCAACAAAGAUCCAAUACAAAGGAAACAUGGCCUGGCAAGUGGGAUAAUAUGGUAGGUGGUGGGCUUUCCGUAGGGUUUGGCAUUAAAGAGACUGCAAUCAAGGAAGCUGCUGAGGAAGCAUCGAUUCCAAAAGAUUUAGUGAAGAACUUGGUAUCGGCUGGAUGUGUCUCUUUUUAUUUUGAAAGUCGUCAAGGUCUUUUUCCAAAUACUGAAUAUGUAUUUGACUUGGAGCUGCCUUUAGAUUUCAUUCCUCAUAACGCAGACGGUGAGGUUCAAGCAUUCGAAUUGCUUCCAGCCAAAGAGUGUGUGGAGCGUCUUUUUACGCCAGAUUUUAAAACUACCUCAGCGCCGGUAGUAAUUGACUUCCUCAUACGUCAUGGUCAUAUAACGGCAGAUGAUGUUGUGGACUUCACACAAAUCGUGGAGCUUUUACAUGUGCCCUUACAAUCUCUUUACACAUAUAAGUCGCGCAUGGAACACGCCCAGAAACAAAAUAAGAAGAUAUUAUGUAGCGAGGACAAAAACUGCAAUUGUGCAAAGCCGUUAGAGAAUGGGGGCAUAAAAUCGCGCCAUAAUUGAAAAUAAUUGUAGUCAGAAAUAGACCGAAAAAAGAGGGAAUGCAAUAAUAAUUAAAGUAAAUAACAAAUAACCGAAAAAAGAGGGAAUGCAAUAAUAAUUAAAGUAAAUAACAAUAGUAUUACUAAAAAUAAUAUAAAUAACUAUGAUGUUAACUACGAACUACACUACUUAAGGCGAGUUUAAUUUGUAAUGUCGAUUAUCAGUAAUAUUUAAAAUUUCUGGUAAUGAAAAUACUUAUUUGAAUUUCAAAAUUAUUACACUAUAUAACCUUUUAAUUAUUUGCAAAUUUUUUAUAUAUACAUUAAUUAUAAAUAUUUUAGGGAUAAUUGUUGCAUGCUUGUUAUUUCCAUUUGACGUUACAUUCUUGAAUUUUUUGUAAAAAUAGACUUAUAGACACAUAUACAUAUAAAAAUAAAAAUUUAAAAUAGUUUUAACUAUAAAAUAAAACUGAAUACUAUUGCAUACCAAAGUGCUCAAUCUAUCUAUCUAUAAAUAAUCUAAAUAUUUAUAAAUAAUAAAAAAAUCUAAAAAUAAUUUUCUCCAUAAAA